AGGUUCCCUUUCACUCGGAGCCCAGAGGGCGCCGUGCUGAGUGAGAGGGGCAGUCGAGAGGCGCUUCCCCGAACUGCGUGCGGGUUGGUGGCUCUCAUCCACCGCUCAUCACCACCCCCGCCCCACACGCCCCAUUCCUAGCCAAGCCGUGUCCCCAACACCAUCUCUCGCUCGCGCAUGUCCCAGGCCUCUCCCUUCACGCUGGACCGCGCCAAACAGAAGUUCGUGCAGCAGAAGCUGAAGUCUCGGCGAGACAUUCGCGAGGCGAAGGCGAAAAUGUUCAGCAAGCUCACCACCAUCUUGCAACAUGCCGUGGAAGUCCUCGCCCCCAACAUGCCCCGUCAAGAGGACUUCGUGUACCACUGGAAAGCGAUUACGCACUAUUACAUCGAAACCUCGGAUGACAAGGCCCCCGUAACGGACACAAACAUCCCGGCGCACCUGGAGCAAAUGGUGUCCAUCCUGGCGGAGGAGGAGACGGAGCGGGAGACGGGCGAGACGGGACCCUGCAUGGAGUACCUGCUGCAGCACAAGAUCCUGGAGACGCUCUUCACCUUGAGCCGCGCCGACUGCCCACCUGGGAUGAAGCAGCAGGUGCUGAUCUUCUUCUCAAAGCUGUUGGGAAGGAUCCAGCAACCCAUCCUGCCACACAUAAAUGUCCACCGCCCAGUGUUGAAACUGAUACGGCUGUGUGGGGAAGUGUUGGCUGCCCCAACGGAGAAUGAAGAGAUUCAGUUCCUGUGCAUAGUCUGCGCCAAGCUUAAGCAGGACCCCUACCUUGUUAACUUCUUUAUGGAGGCAGAUACGCUUGUGUUCCGAAUCCCAUACGUGAAUAAAUCUUCAAACGUGACGAGCUCCCUUUCAAAUUCAACAAAUUCAGGCCCUCUUACGGACAACAAAACAACACUACCAGAUGGCAUUCGUUCGGAAGGCAGCACAACGCAAUGCGGAAACUCAAAACCUGGCCAAAAUGAAAGGACUUUUGAGGAGAUAAAUUCUUCACCUGGCUGUGCUAAUGCUCAGAAGAAUGCCGUGGCAGUGGGUGCAACUGCAUCUUCAGGAGCAUUGUCGCCCGCACCAUCAGGACAAGAGUACAACCUGGUGCAUUCACUGCUCAAUCUCAUCAAUAGUCCCGACGGGCGCAUCGCGGUUAAGGCUUGCGAGGGCCUCAUGCUUCUCGUGAGCUUGCCCGAGGCGUCCGCAGCACGCUGCCUCACCGACAACACGGCGCUGUGUCGCCUGCUUGCCGGACGCCUGGUGUCGCUGCACGCCGCCCUGCCGACCUCUCUCGAUCCCCUCGACCUCGAAUCGCUGCAGACCGUCAAUUGGGGGCUGGACACGUACAGCCAUAAGGAAGACAUGACGGCCUUCCAUGGAAAGCGAGCACUUAUCUCCUUCCUUUCCUGGCUGGAUUACUGUGAUCAGCUUAUAAAGGAGGCUCAUCAGAUAAUUGCUACAGCCAUCGCAACGACCAUCCGAGAGCAGUAUUUUACUGAGGUUUUGGAGCCAAAGUUGAUGCAGACGUCCGAGGUGGGGAUCCUGACGAGCACGACGCUGCUGACUCGCCUGGCGCGACAGGUGAGCUCGCCGGCGCUGCUGGAGCAGCUGGUGCUCUUCUUGCUGGGCGACACCUCCGGGUCGGAGGUGCCCGGCGCUGCCAGCCGCCACUCGCUGAGGGACCGCCUCAUCGAACGCUGCGACCACAUCUCUGACGAGAUUAGCAUCGGGACACUGAAGCUGUUUGAGACGCUGCUGCAGAAACCGCAGAUGCACGUGCUGCAGAACCUGGCUCUCCGCAACUUGGAGGAGCGCAACUACACGGAGUACAAGCCGCCGAGCCAGGAGGACCACGAGAUAGCCGAGAACGGGCAGAUCGCCGGCGCCGUGGACCUUGAGGAGGACCCGAUGUUUGCCGACAUGCUCUCCGGUGGCCAGGGCUUCUCGGGCUCCGACUGGCUCUCCCACUCCCCGGUCCACUCGCCCGACCAUGGCAAGGAUGGAAAGACCGAAGUGCACAAGGUGGUCAACAGUUUUCUGUGCCUUGUCCCUGAUGAGGCCAAGUCCUCGUACCAGCUCGAGGGUUCUGGCUACGACACCUACCUCCGGGACGCCCACAGGCAGUUCCGCGAAUGCUGCGUGGCGUGCCAGCACUGGGACUGGCCCGUUAAACCCAAGGCUAUCGAGCGGUGCAACCUAGACGCUCCGUUUUUCGAAGGCCAGUUCUUCAAGGUGCUCUUCGACCGCAUGGCUCGCAUUCUGGACCAGCCAUACGACGUGAACUUGCAAGUGACGUCGGUGCUGUCAAAGCUGGCUCUCUACCCACACCCCCACCUGCACGAGUACCUGCUGGAUCCCUACAUCAACCUGGCUCCCGGCUGCCGCUCCCUCUUCUCCGUCAUCGUUCGGGUUGUUGGGGAUCUGAUGCUAAGAAUUCAGCGCAUCCCAGACUUCAGCUCGAAGAUGAUGCUGGUGCGGAGGAGGCUGCUUGGUACCGAACCCGAGGGAUCUCCGAUCGACCAUCUCACGCUGCUGGAGGGUGUGAUUGUUCUGGAGGAGUUCUGCAAGGAGCUGGCCGCCAUCGCCUUCGUCAAACAUCAUGCUGCGAGCGUCAUGUGACAGCCCGUUGGUAGCAACGCGAGAGAGGAACGUUUUAAAAUAUGAAGUCGACGGUGUGCACGUUGACACCUCCUUUGUAGGACUCAAGUUUGGUAAAGAACCGUUAGGAGUUACUGAUCCCCAAACACUUUCCAUCCUCUGUAAAGAACAUUCAACCAAGCUUGGAGGAAGAGGACCUACCGUUGUGGAUUACAUAAUCACUGCUGUCUUUUGGCGGAUGGGAAAGAACGUCACUUUACCAUUUUAUCAUUUAUGCCUCAGAAUGUAGUGUUCAGCUUCGUCAUGGUUUUACAAGUGUAUAUUGUUUUUACCUGUUAUACAAAUGAGUUCUUGCCCCCGCCCCCCCCCCCCCCCAAAGUUAGAAAGUUGUGCUUUCAUUCGUCUGCAAUUUUACAACAGGACUAAGCAGGCAUUUGAAAUAUAGUGCAUUCUAUUGAGGCAUGUCUUUUUUUUAAUGGCCGAUGAAGCUUUUAAAACACUGUACAUAAUGCAUACUAUCAUCGCCCGCUCUGUAUGGAACUUGCGUUUUGGGGUCACGUUCCAUUUACAAAAAUGCACUUUGACGCCAAAGUACAUGGCUCCAAACAUCCUACAUGGAGAGGAAUGUUUGCACAGGAAAAUCUGUCCACCUUGUGUUGUGCAUGGUUUUGAGCUUGCUGGGGAACUGCUUCGCAAAUUCACCGAAUGCCACAGGAUGCAAAUUUCCACUCGACUCACCUCUCCACCACUGAAGCUGCAGAGCUGCUCUGCGUUUAACCUUCUGCUGCUUCAACCUGAAGAGACUACCUGAGGAUGGUUUUCCUUCACAUAUUUUUACAAAUGUUAUUUUGUGCGUGUGGGCUUGCCUUUGCACAUUGGAUGACUUUCGGACUUGAUCCACUAACAAGGCCUUAAGAGGAAGAUACGCCUGCCACAGCGGAAGAUUUGUUUUAUUACAAUAGCAUGAUGCUUUUAAGUUUGAAGCCUUGGGAUUAAGAACUUGUUCAAAACAGCAUACUAAUGUGGAUUAUUUAAAACACGCUUUUGAUAUAUGGUGUAAUGGCAUUAUUUCUGUUCUGUGGGGACUUAGCCUAGCCAAUGUAAAGCAAUUAUUUUUAUUGGAGCAAUUCGUGUUUAGUUGCUUUAAAUGUAGUGUAUUUGUGCUUAAAAUCCCAUUUGACUGACGUAGAUAAUUUUAAGCAAGUACAUAGUGUAACUUCACACAGGUCGCUUAUUGUUUCCCCCUCGUCUUGCAGGUUACUGCGGAAAUUGUACACUUUACAGUAUUCUAAAUGUUACUAAUGCUGCGUUAAUGUUCAUAGGGCACAGACACAAAUGCAAUAAAAGCUCCCAGAGGUCUUGAAA
Petromyzon marinus (sea lamprey) is the source of this 3960-nucleotide messenger RNA. It is a transcript of the gene FHIP2A, whose product is annotated as FHF complex subunit HOOK interacting protein 2A. The record is from RefSeq and is a predicted model, not a curated record. Lineage: Eukaryota; Metazoa; Chordata; Hyperoartia; Petromyzontiformes; Petromyzontidae.